ACACAGUAUUUCCUGUACAAUUUGUUGCAUCAUUUGUUGUAACUGUCUGCGACACUGAGGCCUCCGAGGACAUUUUUCUGCCAAGUGCAACCUUGUAGCUGGUGAAUGCACUGCUGAAUCGGCAAAAUGUGGACAUCCCUUUUUACAGAUGCAAAGAGGUUUGCCCUCACAUCUACCCACAGAGACAGUCAGUUCAAAGCCGCACUAAAGCUGUGAUCCUUUCGAUUUCUGUACUAAGUGACAGGCUGCGACCUCUGCUGUGAGAGAGUGCAGUUUGAUAGGACAGGAAACACCCCUUAAGCAGCUGCUUCAUCAGAAAUAUGGAUGUGAGGGGCACAUGGUUGAGGUUGAAUGGAAUGCGGCCUAUUAAGUUCAUUCUGCAGGAUUGAGUAGAGUGUGCUUCUGGUCGGUUUACCACAUUGCAAGAGAAUGGUUUCCUGUUCCAAAUGUUUGCAGUGUUUUAGUGCAGAUCUUUGGUUACUGGCUGUUUUUACAAAGUCUUACAAAGUCAGCUUCUGUUCAAUUCAGUUCAGGGGCCUGUACUCAGUGUGAGAUGAUACCAUUUCACACGGUGACAGGAGGAGCUGCACCAGCAUCCUUAGUUUAAAAAAUGACAUGUAUACUUAAACUUUUCUUUACUCGUGACUGAUUGAUCAGCUCCCACAGGCCAGAGCAGGUACUCCCCCCCAUGUUUCUGCAUCAAACGUGCCAGUGUUUUUUGCAACCUUAACUGUGCUGGAGGCAUUGCAUCAAGCUAUAACAGCUCAUUUAAGGCACAGUUUCUCUGUGGAUUUUGAUAUUUUUACAGCAUUUGUAGUCAUUAGAAACGCUUUAUAUAUAUUUAAAAAAAGACAUCGACAUGGAAGUCCCACUUUCUAAAAUAUGGGACCUGUAUUUAUGUUUUAUUAUUAACACACAGGGCUCUGACAUCUGGUGCAGAGCGCAGUGCAUGCGUCAUUGCAAGUGCAUUGUGCUUCUUGGCAUGUUAGUCUUUAAGCGAGUUGUGGUCUUCAUUGAGUAAGAAAACAUUAAUAACGUGUGGAUUUGAUGCAAAGGCUUUUCUAAUCCAGCAUGGGAAUGGCAGACUCCGCCACUCACAAUCUAAAAGUACUUGAUACAGAGAGAUGCUGAAUUGAGUUCAGUUGCUAUUUCUAUACUUUCACUUGUUUCGUCAGUAUCUGUAUCACCAUUCGCUCUGAACUGCCAGCUGAUUUUCUCCCCUUUAUGUAAAAAAAAUGUUAUUUUACAAGGUUCAGUCCACACUUACGAGGAAUUAACUUAUCUCUUACAGGUAAAAUUUCAUAACUUCAGUCAUGCAGAGAUGGAUGAUGUCCCUAAUUCCACAAUAUCUGGUAACACCAUCCCUGAGAAGCUGCAGGACAUCUACAUCAAAACUGUGCUUUUUGAAAUGCACAUGUCAAAGGUUUUCUUAAAGUGCUGUGUGCCUGCAUGAUGGUUCUGAUGCAGAGCUUGGAUGCAAGACAUGUGCCGAAGAAAUACCCUGCUGGAGUUUCAUGCAGGGCGAGAAAGCUGACGGCCCUCACCGAGAGUCUGGUUAUCGGGAGUCUGACAAGUUUUGAUGAAGCCAAUGGGAAGAACCUCGGCACUUGGCCCCCGGGAUUCCCUGAGCUGGAGGUGAAUCAGAACUCUUCUUUGGACGGGUCAAAAGUUCAGUGCAGCUUCCUCUUCAUGGUUCAAGGCCUGGAGAAAGUUCUGGAGGACCAAAAGAAUAACCUGAACCCCUUAGACGUUUCACUUCACGCGAAGCUCAGGGAAACCAUCUCCAGGGUCAAAAUGCUCGCAGUGUGUUUGAAAGAAAUCCUCGGAGGGGACUGCUCCCCGACGCCACCUCCACCGAAAAUGCCUAAGCCUGCGUUUGACAGGAAACAGUGGAGUCACACGCUGUUGAAGAUGGCCAGGGACUAUCUGCACUGGCUGGAGUCUAAGCUGCCAGUCCAAAUUUCAAAGGUCAUAGGGAAAAACAAGGUGAAACAUGGAGUUAAUGAGGCAAACCAUCAGAGCUACUUUGAGGGGAGUGGAUACCUCUUGUAAAGUUUUUUUUUUUUUUUUUUUUAACACGAGCAGAUCUCAGUUUGUGAGGCAGAGAGGGUUACAGAUUAUGGCAGCUGUACUUUAAUGGUAACAAGCUUUUUAACUAUUGUUUUUGAUUUGAAAUGUGGCCUAGAGAACAUUUAAAGAAUGUUAUGUUUUUAAGUGCAUUUAAAAACCGCACCUCAAUUUUCAUAGUGAUCAUAAGUGAUCAGGUUUAACAGAAUUAGUGUUGGUGUAGCCUCGAGUAUAGCUUAUAAAAUAGUUGUUUGUUCUUUUUUUAAAAAAACAUUUACAGGAAUACAAUGACUUUUUGGGAAACAGCCAGGCUGAUCUAUCAAUUUUUGUGGGCAAUAUUUAGGACCUAAAGAAUGUGAAAGCUCCCAGGUCAGUCCUUGUAAAUGUUUAAAAUAACUGUUGAAAAAUCUUAUCAUUGAUUAUUAUUAAGGUUAUCCUCUAAUUAAGGCUUCGCCUUUGUUAUUAUUAGAGUACAAGACAGGCAGAUAUUUCUUUUUUAUACUUGUUUAUAUCAUUUUCUUAUUGUUUAUCAGUAUUUAUUUAUUUUUAUUUUUUCAAUUUUUUAUGUCAGCCUUGUAAUCAGUAGUUUUUAUUUGAUUCAUAUCAUAAAAGGCUCUGACCUGAUGACAAGCCUCUGAGGCUUAUGGCCUCCCUUCCAUAUUCUGUUAUCAUAUGUCUUUGUUAAUAUUCUCUGUUAUGUGGUGUUCAAUAAAUCAAAUCAAACAUUAACUUUCUUGCCAAGAGUUUGUUGAGAAUAUCAAUGUCACUCUCAUGUGUCGAGUUAAUGUGCGCCUGACGAUAGCAGCUGGUCAGCUCGAUCUAGCAUAAAGACUGGAAAUAACUAUCCUUGCAUAGCUAAGCCGACAGUAACAAAGUAACCUACAGGGACCUCUAACUUAUCAACAUAUUAUAUCUUGUUUGUUUUCAUUUUUUC
This is a messenger RNA of Acanthopagrus latus (yellowfin seabream), 3001 nucleotides long. RefSeq lists its product as uncharacterized. Lineage: Eukaryota; Metazoa; Chordata; Actinopteri; Spariformes; Sparidae. The coding region runs from base 1450 to 2052 and encodes 200 amino acids. The record is from RefSeq and is a predicted model, not a curated record. The transcript is spliced from 3 exons.